UCCAUCAUCAAUUCAACUCAACUCAGAGAGCAAACCAGAGCAUAUCCACAUCCACCGAGCGAACAGAAAGAACAACUCGAUCAGUCACAGACAGAGUCUCGAAUCUUGCGUUCGAUUUGAUCGGAGAAGAUGGCGAGCAAGGGAGGCAACAAGGGGGAGGGCCCUGCGAUCGGCAUCGACCUCGGCACCACCUACUCCUGCGUCGGCGUAUGGCAGCACGACCGGGUGGAGAUCGUCGCCAACGACCAAGGCAACCGCACCACGCCGUCCUACGUCGCCUUCACCGACACCGAGCGGCUCAUCGGCGACGCCGCCAAGAACCAGGUCGCCAUGAACCCCACCAACACCGUUUUUGAUGCCAAGCGGCUCAUCGGGCGGCGCUUCUCGGACGCAUCCGUGCAGUCGGACAUGAAGAUGUGGCCGUUCAAGGUGGUCCCCGGCGCCGGCGACAAACCGAUGAUCGUGGUCAGCUACAAGGGGGAGGAGAAGACCUUCUCCGCCGAGGAGAUAUCCUCCAUGGUGCUCACCAAGAUGAGGGAGAUCGCCGAGGCCUUCCUCAGCACGACCAUCAACAACGCCGUCGUCACCGUCCCGGCGUACUUCAACGACUCCCAGCGCCAGGCCACCAAGGACGCCGGCGUGAUCGCGGGUCUCAACGUCAUGCGCAUAAUCAACGAGCCCACCGCGGCGGCCAUCGCUUACGGCCUCGACAAGAAGGCCACCAGCACCGGGGAGAAGAACGUGCUCAUCUUCGACCUCGGCGGCGGCACCUUCGAUGUGUCCAUCCUCACCAUCGAGGAAGGCAUAUUCGAGGUCAAGUCCACCGCCGGCGACACCCACCUGGGAGGCGAGGACUUCGACAACCGGAUGGUGAACCACUUCGUGCAAGAGUUCAAGAGGAAGAACAAGAAGGACAUCAGCGGCAACCCGAGGGCGCUCCGGCGGCUGAGGACGGCGUGCGAGAGGGCGAAGAGGACCCUCUCUUCCACCGCCCAGACCACCAUUGAGAUCGACUCGCUCUACGAGGGGAUCGACUUCUACGCGACCAUCACCCGUGCCAGGUUCGAGGAGCUCAACAUGGACCUCUUCCGCAAGUGCAUGGAGCCCGUCGAGAAGUGCCUCCGGGACGCCAAGAUGGACAAGACCCAAAUCCACGACAUCGUGCUCGUCGGAGGCUCCACCCGGAUCCCCAAGGUGCAGCAGCUCCUCCAGGACUUCUUCAACGGGAAGGAGCUCUGCAAGAGCAUCAACCCCGACGAGGCCGUCGCGUACGGCGCCGCCGUCCAGGCCGCCAUCCUCAGCGGCGAGGGCAACCAGAAGGUGCAGGACCUGCUCCUGCUCGACGUGACGCCGCUCUCGCUCGGGUUGGAGACGGCCGGAGGCGUGAUGACGACCCUGAUCCCGAGGAACACCACCAUCCCCACCAAGAAGGAGCAGGUCUUCUCAACCUACUCGGACAACCAGCCCGGCGUGCUGAUCCAGGUGUACGAGGGCGAGAGGACGAGGACCAAGGACAACAACCUGCUGGGCAAGUUCGAGCUGUCCGGCAUCCCGUCGGCGCCCAGGGGCGUACCCCAGAUCACGGUGACCUUCGACAUCGACGCGAACGGCAUCCUGAACGUGUCGGCGGAGGACAAGACGACCGGGCAGAAGAACAAGAUCACCAUCACCAACGACAAGGGGCGGCUGAGCAAGGAGGAGAUCGAGCGCAUGGUGCAGGAGGCGGAGAAGUACAAGUCGGAGGACGAGCAGGUGCGGCACAAGGUGGAGGCCCGCAACGCGCUGGAGAACUACGCGUACAACAUGCGCAACACGGUGCGGGACGAGAAGAUCGCGUCCAAGCUCCCCGCCGACGACAAGAAGAAGAUCGAGGACUCCAUCGAGGACGCCAUCAAGUGGCUCGACGGCAACCAGCUCGCCGAGGCCGACGAGUUCGAGGACAAGAUGAAGGAGCUGGAGAGCAUCUGCAACCCCAUCAUCUCCAAGAUGUACCAGGGUGCUGGCCCGGGCGGCGCGGCCGGCAUGGACGAGGACAUGCCCGGCGGCGGCGCGGGCACCGGCGGUGGGAGCGGUGCCGGGCCCAAGAUCGAAGAAGUGGACUGAGUGAGUCGUGACAGGUCCUGGAGUGGUAGUGUGUUCUGUUGCCUGUGGUCGUGUGUGGUUCUGUCGAAUAACGAGGACGCUUGUAUGAGUGUAGUUAUUAAUGAUGUAGUACUAGGUUAGUAGAGGAAAUGAUAAAUAAUGUGUAAACGCAAGAACGACAUACACAUGUGGUUCUUGUACUACUAUGUUGUUUUUGCCUGAGUUCAGGAGAUGAAAAAUAUGUUCGUUGUCCUUGAUUACCGAAAAA
Aegilops tauschii subsp. strangulata is the source of this 2350-nucleotide messenger RNA. Its product is annotated as heat shock cognate 70 kDa protein. NCBI's taxonomy places the organism in Eukaryota, Viridiplantae, Streptophyta, Magnoliopsida, Poales, Poaceae. Gene Ontology annotation, molecular function: ATP binding; ATP-dependent protein folding chaperone. The record is from RefSeq and is a predicted model, not a curated record.